AUGGCUAGAAGGAUCAUGGGUUUCUCUCCUACUAGAGGAGGGCAGGGUCAACAGUACCCACCUAUGGCAAGCCAAAGGUCUUUGUACAACCUUAGUUUUGAGGAUGUUCAGAGACAGUUGUUGUUGGGAAACACAAGUGGACAUGUUGUGCAAGAACCUUCAUGUGAUCAUGAUUCAUUCACCAAAAGCAAUGGCAUUGGUGAGGCUUGGAGGGGAAUUGUUGACCAUGACCACAUCUUGAAUGAACCUACUUUAGGGGAAUCAACCAUUGAACAUUUCCUAGCUAAUGCUGGUGUGAUCAAUGUAGCAGAUCAGAAUGCUAACGUUCACAUUCCGACCCCAAUGGUCAUUGAUUCAAUCCAUCAUCAACAACAUUGGUUGCAAAUUCCUUCGGUUAACGUUAACACCCACCGACCUCAAGAUUUCAGUGUUUCUAAUAACUCAUUCUACGAUAGCCAACUCAGUUAUUCAGAAAACUCAGUGGGGAUUCCAAUGUCUCCUUCCUAUUCAGAUUCUUCCAAGACUUCUCUUUUUAGAAAGAGAAAGAACUCAAAUGAUGAUACGCUGGAAAAGGCCGUAGAGAGAAGACAGAAGAGAAUGGCUAAGAACAGAGAAUCUGCAGCACGAUCAAGGGCAAAGAAACAGGUUAGUUUGGAUUCUCUACUAGUUUUUCCUGUGUCUUCAAACUAUGUUUCUCUGCUGUAUCACCACUGA
Molecule: messenger RNA, 714 nt
Organism: Vigna unguiculata (cowpea)
Lineage: Eukaryota; Viridiplantae; Streptophyta; Magnoliopsida; Fabales; Fabaceae
Product: ABSCISIC ACID-INSENSITIVE 5-like protein 2
Biological process (GO): positive regulation of DNA-templated transcription
Cellular component (GO): nucleus
Molecular function (GO): DNA-binding transcription factor activity
Source: RefSeq, a predicted model, not a curated record